AUGUCUUUGCCUUUUUAUCAGAGGUCCCACCAGCACUAUGAUCUCAGCUACCGCAACAGGGACCUCCGUACCACCAUGAGCCAGUACCAGCGGGAGAAGAAACGUUCUGCCGUCUACACCCAUGGCUCCACGGCCUACAGCAGCCGCUCCUCUGCGGCACACCGCCAGGAGUCAGAGGCCUUUAGUCAGGCAGCCACCUCCUCCUCCCAGCAGCAGGCCUCUCAGGCCUACAGUCUCGGGACCGCACAGCACUCCCACGGGUCUGAAGUCAGCCAGAAGGCAGUCUCAGCCUACGAUUACGGUUACUCCCACGGACUUACAGAUUCCAGUCUGCUGUUAGAAGAUUAUUCAUCCAAGUUGAGUCCCAAAACGAAGAGAGCCAAGAAGAGCCUUUUGUCUGGAGAGGAGAAAGAAAAUCUGCCAAGCGACUACAUGGUGCCUAUUUUCUCAGGACGUCAAGUGAAUGUGAGUGGAAUUACAGAUACAGAAGAAGAAAGAAUUAAAGAAGCUGCUGCUUAUAUAGCCCAGAGGAAUAUUCUUGCUAGUGAGGAAGGAAUCACGACGUCUAAACAGUCCACAGCAUCCAAACAGUCCAUGUCAUCCAAACAGUCCAUGUCAUCCAAACAGUCCACGGCAUCCAAACGGUCCACAUCCAGUCUCCAACAGGAGGAAACCUUUGAAAAGAAGUCAAGGAAAGUUGCAAUUCGAGAAAAGGCAGAACAACUGUCGCUGAAAAAAACA
Galeopterus variegatus (Sunda flying lemur) is the source of this 741-nucleotide messenger RNA. RefSeq names its product myomesin-1-like. The transcript has 3 exons. NCBI's taxonomy places the organism in Eukaryota, Metazoa, Chordata, Mammalia, Dermoptera, Cynocephalidae. The record is from RefSeq and is a predicted model, not a curated record. The annotation marks the transcript as partial.